Caenorhabditis angaria is the source of this 1550-nucleotide messenger RNA. NCBI's taxonomy places the organism in Eukaryota, Metazoa, Nematoda, Chromadorea, Rhabditida, Rhabditidae. The record is from the annotation of a GenBank genome assembly.
AUGUUAAUUAAGGUUAGUUUUUGGAAUCUUUGUUGUUUCAUUACAGUAAUAAUCAAUGUAUUUCAGGAAUACCGUAUCCCUUUGCCACUUUCAGUUGAUGAAUUUCAUCGUGGACAAUUGUAUGCUAUUUCUGCUUGUAGUCGAAAUGAAACUGGUGGAGGAGAAGGUGUUGAGGUAAACAAAAAAAAAACAAACAUUUGUAGAGAAAAAAAAAUAAGAGAACUUCCAGUUUUUGAAACAAGAAGAAUUUACGAGUGAUGAAUUGUUGAAAGGAAAAACUGUUUCUGGAAUUUAUACAUAUAAGAUUUAUCGACUUCGUUCAAAAGCGCCAUGGAUACUACAGAAGGUAAAUUAGUAUUUUGGUUCAAAUUUUAAAUUGGAAGCCGUUAUAGUGAAUCCAUGGGGACCACUCAUGAUUAGAAAUCCGAAUUUCUAAACAAAAAAUCCAAAUUUUUCUUCCAUUUUCAAACCUAAUUAUUUACUAAAAAAACGCAAAAUAUUGAAAAUUUUCGGAAUUUUCUAUGGAAACUGAAACGAACUUAGAAAUAUGGUUUUGUGAAAUAAUUUUUGAUCUUCUGAAUUUUUUUCCAUAACUUUUUUUGAGAAUGAAAUUUGAGAAAAAUAUCUGUCUGGAAUUUUUCCAAAUACAUAAAUAAUAAACAUUUUCAGAUUCUUCCUCCGGCUGCUUUCGAAAUUCACGAAGAAAGUUGGAAUGCUUAUCCAUAUUGUAAAACAAUUUUGACAGUAAGUUACGAGUUAUCAUUAUAAAUAUAGAUAAUUUGAAUAUUUCAGAAUCCUGGAUAUAUGAAAGAAAACUUCAAGCAAAUUAUUGAAACAAUUCAUCUUCCAGAUAAUGGAUCAACAGAAAAUGUGAGUUUUCUUUUGAAUUUCGAAUUUUUUCUUCGUUUCCAAGUAAAAUCUUUUUGCAGCCUUUGAAUGCAUCAAAAAAGCGAGAAAUUAUAAAUGUUGAUAUUUGUGAUUCUGAAGCUUUAGGAAAAUCAGCAAGCGAUGAAUCAAAUGAUCCACUGGUUUGUAUUUUUUUGAAUUUUUCGCGGUUUUUGAUUAUUUGAAUUUUUGCAGACUUUUGAAUCUGAAAAAGCUUCUCGUGGACCAUUAGAAGAAAAUUGGACCGAGGAAACUGAACCGGUUAGUUUAUAAGGAUUCCAAAGAAUAUUAUAAACCGGAAAAUCACAAACUUUUAACAACCAGUAAAAAUCAAUUAUAAUUUUUGCAGAUAAUGUGUGCCUAUAAAUUGGUUUCAAUUCAUUUUAAAUGGACAGGAUUUCAAACUUUGGUCGAAAAAACAGUUCAUAAACAAUAUCCAAGAGUUUUCGGAAUUUUUCAUAGGUAAAUCUAUAUUUCAAAAAACAAUUUCAUAUAUUUUGCAAAAUUUCAGAGAUGCAUAUUUGUUAAUCGAUGAAUGGUUUGAAAUGACAAUGGAAGAAAUUCGAGAAUAUGAAGAAGAAACUGCCGAAAUUCUCAAAAAACAAAUCAAUGAACCGGGAAAACGUGGCAAUACUUGUAAUGAUGAUGAUAAUAACAACAAAUGA